UUUUAAUAUAAAUAUUAUUAAUAAAAAUAAUAAAAAUUUUUAAUAUAAAAUGUUUCAAAAUCAAAAUAAUAUUUCUUUACAAGAUGGUUAUGAAUUUAUUAUAAAGCAUGUAAGUGGUGCAUUACAUUUUAAAUUAAUCAAUACUCUUCUUCGUUUGGGCAUUUGUGAUAUUUUAGAUGACGGGGUUCCAAGAACCCAUCAAGAGUUGGCCAGUAUCGUCAAUAUUCCAGAGGAGGGUAUGUUCAAGAUUUUACGUUAUUUCACUUUCCACAAACUAUUUACAGAAAACGAAGUAGAUGGUAUCACUACCUUUUCAAAAAGCAACUAUUCAGAAUUCUUUACAAAGGGUCACAAGUUAUUUGGUGUAGCAAAUAUGUUUUCAAGUGAUUUGUAUUAUGAUUUAUUUAAAUCAACUCCAGAUUCAUUUUUUGGUAAUUCAUCGGGAGUUCCAAAUUCUAUGAAUGUUGCCCACACAUGGGACCUACUUGAUUCCGAAUCAAAUAAAGUUUAUUUCAAAAAUGCAAUGAACUCUGCAACUGAAGCAAUUUGUGAAGAGAUAAUAAAUAAGGUUGAUUUCUCACAAUCAAAAGUUAUUGUCGAUGUUGGCGGUUCUCAUGGUCAAUUAAUUAGCUCAAUUUUAGAAAAAUACCCAUCAAUCGAAAAAGGAAUUAACUUUGAUUUAGAAAAAGUAAUAGUUACUAAUAAAAAACCAACUGAUCCUAGAUUAGAACAUGUUUCUGGCUCGUUCUUUGAAUCAGUACCAGCUGGAGAUUCUUAUAUUUUAAGACAAAUUAUUCAUGAUUGGUCAGAUGAAGACUCAGUAAAAAUUAUCAAUACCAUUUCAAACUCGAUGAAACCAGGUGGAAAAUUGUACAUUUUCGACUAUGUCAUUGAUAACAAUAACUAUCAACACGACUCAUUAUAUUUUGAUAUGAAAAUGUAUCAUUUUUUUCAUGGACAAGAAAGAACAGAAAGUCAAUUUAGAAAAUUACUUGACCAAUGCGGUUUUAAAAUUGAUUUCAUUUUUAGAAUUGGUUUGGUUGCCUCUAAAAAAUAAAU
Dictyostelium purpureum is the source of this 1059-nucleotide messenger RNA. RefSeq lists its product as uncharacterized. Bases 50 to 1057 code for a protein of 335 amino acids. The record is from RefSeq and is a predicted model, not a curated record. NCBI's taxonomy places the organism in Eukaryota, Evosea, Eumycetozoa, Dictyosteliales, Dictyosteliaceae. The transcript is spliced from 3 exons. Gene Ontology annotation, molecular function: O-methyltransferase activity.